GAGACAUCCUUUCUUCCAACCUCAUCAUAAAAUGUGUCAUCAUGCACCUUUGGAUGGAGAGACAUUGAGAGAGAGUGAGGGCUUCAAAACCCUUCUCUCUCUCUCUCUUCUUCAACCCUCUCCCAAAGUUCCAACUUUAACUUUUCACCGCCACGCAUAAUUUAGUCUUUUUUCUUGCAGACCCAACAGCAAAGCUUGACAUUAGGAUAUACUUAAGUCUCUCUGCACAAAAACACACAAAGAUAGCUAGAGAGAGAACCAGCACAGAGAGAGAGAGAUACUGACUUAAUGUUAUUAUAUGUUUGAUUAGCAUAUAUUAAUACACCCAUAAAACAGGUGCCCAUACUCUUAGGUUUCCUCUUGAUUUCAUCCAUUAGGACCAUCUGCAUCAGCUUCUUCAGUUCUUAUUGUUGAGUUCUUAAUUUCUUUCUCUCUCAGUAACCCAUCACUCUCACGCUAAACUACUGAUAGUUUUGAUAACCAAUCAAUUAUUUUAAAUAUCAAGAGAGAAUUUACUAGGUAGCUAGCUCUUAUGUUGAUGAUCAAUAAGAUGGCAACAGGAGAACCGAUUAUGGGAAGUGUUUUCAAUCAACAAAAUCCUGCUGAUUUUGUGGUUGGAUCAAUUAAUAAUCCAUUACCAAACAUAAAGAAAAAGAGAAACUUACCGGGAACACCAGAUCCUGAAGCUGAAGUCAUAGCUUUAUCACCCAAGACACUUAUGGCAACAAACAGAUUCUUGUGUGAGAUAUGUGGAAAAGGAUUUCAAAGAGAUCAAAAUCUUCAACUGCACAGAAGAGGACAUAACCUUCCAUGGAAGCUUAGACAAAGAAGUAGCAAAGAACCGAAAAAACGCGUAUAUGUUUGCCCAGAAAAAGGUUGUGUUCAUAAUCAUCCUUCGAGGGCUCUUGGAGAUCUUACGGGUAUAAAGAAACACUUUUGUAGAAAACACGGAGAGAAGAAAUGGAAGUGUGAAAAGUGUUCAAAGCGAUAUGCCGUGCAGUCUGAUCAGAAAGCUCACGCCAAAACUUGCGGUACUAGGGAAUAUAAAUGCGAUUGUGGUACUCUAUUCUCGCGGAGGGACAGUUUUCUCACUCAUAGAGCGUUCUGUGACGCCUUAGCAGAAGAAACUGCACGAGUCACGGCUGCAAACAUCAACCACUCUAUAGGAAAUAAUAAUGGUUGCAUCAAUUAUCAAUUCGUGGGAUCUUCUCUGGGACCUAACAUGGUGCAGCAUUUCUCUUCCAUUUUCAAACCAAUCCCAACAAACGAUGAAGAACUGUCGAACAAACAUAAUACGCCAGGACUUUCUCUAUGGAUGGGUCAAGGAUCCCAAGUUAAUCCAAUAGGCAAUACUACCACUAUCCAAGAAUUACAUCAAAUGGGGUCUUCGAAUUCAGGAACACUCUAUGGUGAUCCAUUUUCUUGCUCAAAUGCUCAUCAACAGUCGGAUUAUCAAUUAGAUUGGGUUCUUGGAAGAAAGCUUUCUUCGACAAGUUCGGGGGAAUUACUAACAUCUAUUAAAGAAGAUGGUAGUCCUCAACUACUUAGUGCCCCUUCUUUAUAUAGCACUCAGCACCAACAACAACCAUCUAUGGCAAACAUGUCAGCAACUGCAUUGUUGCAAAAGGCUGCACAACUAGGAGCAACAACUGCCACCAAUCCAUCAGUUCUAAUGAGUUUUGGAGUAAAGAGCAGUGAUGAUCACAACCAAGAUGUUAGCAAAUUUAAUGGGUUCUGCUUCGGUUCAAACUUAUCAACAAAUACUAAUCUUGGAUCCCUUGCAGAAACCCCAUUACUCGAUCUUUCUACAACAUCGAUAAACCAGUUCGAAAUGUACACACCUGCGGCAAAACGUCGAAAGUUAGAGGAUGCUGAAGGAGGACAAACAAGGGAUUUCCUGGGGGUAGGUGUCAAAACUACUACUGCUGCCAUAUGUCCUUCCUCAAUCAAUGGAUGGACUUGAUGAAAAUAUCCAUGGUUGUGAUCUCAUGAAUCAUAUUUAAUCUCUCUAAUGGAAAAAAGCAAUUAAGUUGAUGAUAAGAAAAGUUAAGGUUGGAAAGAAGGGAGAUUUAAUGGGUUAUAUUAAUAAUAAAGAUCUAUGUUGGGAACUUUCGAUGAAAAAUUAGAAAGGUGGGUAUUGAGUGCUCAAUUGAUGGCUAAAAAAGAUGGUGUUUAGAAAAUUAUUCAAGUGUCUUUAGAUCAAGGAUAUGAAUGAAGUUGUACAUUGCAUAUUCUCUCUUGGACCCUGAAAGUUGCUGCUUUUAUAAAAAUCGCUAGCUUUUUUGAUUUUGGGGAAGAAAAGUUGGGAGAUGAGUAGUGGGGACAAAGCUAAGAAUCCCUUUUAUGCUCUAUUAUUGAACAUAUGCUGUUGUUUCACCUCACUCGUGUUUUUUAUUUUUAUCAAGUCUUUUCAAAGUACUUGAGUGCUUAAUCAAAGUAAUAGACUAGGGUUUAGUACUCA
This is a messenger RNA of Papaver somniferum (opium poppy), 2461 nucleotides long. RefSeq names its product zinc finger protein MAGPIE-like. The record is from RefSeq and is a predicted model, not a curated record. The transcript has 3 exons. NCBI's taxonomy places the organism in Eukaryota, Viridiplantae, Streptophyta, Magnoliopsida, Ranunculales, Papaveraceae. Gene Ontology annotation, molecular function: DNA-binding transcription factor activity. Gene Ontology annotation, cellular component: nucleus. Bases 533 to 1963 code for a protein of 476 amino acids.